AUGGCUACAAAUAUCAAGGACUUUGCAUCCACGCCUUUAGAGGCAAAGAAUUACAUACUCGAUGACCGCAUCAAUCAGAAGAUUUUUGACCAGCUCAUUGUCCAAGAAAAGCUCGCGCACCUCAAGGACGUCGGCCAUUUAAAUGAUGGAGUUCAACCAGUUGUCAUCUUCGUCGUGGGGCAGACAGGAGCCGGAAAGACUCGUCUAGCUGGUGACCUGUUCGGCGCACUGAAAGCUCGUCAACCAGCACACUUCAUCCCCGAUGUUUUCAAAACCUAUCCAUCCUCCGCCACGAACACAGAUGCCCGCAAAUGGCUCGAUCACGCUACCAAAUGGGCCAUCAACCGGAAGGUCGAUGUACUCAUCGAGUCUGCAUGCCGCCAUCCUGAUGCCUUCGGCUCUUUGAUCUCAGCGUUCCACGAUGGGGGUUAUCGUACAUUGGUCGCUCUCAUGGCUGUUCCCGAAUGUUUGAGUCUUCUGGGUACCAUGGUGCGGUAUUAUAAGAGGCUUCCCGAGGCUCAGUCAGCCAACAUACCCCUGAGAUUGACGCCUCGGAAGGAUGGAAUACUUGCCGCAGCCGAUUUCAUUGACAACUCCACCGCAGCCACAAACGUCAUCGUCGUUCGCCCCGCGUCAGCGCUCGCGUCCAUCGACCUGGAGCGAACCCGGCCUCUCCCUGCCGCGGAACAUGGCAGCUUCCUUGCCGAUUACCAGUAUGUCGAGGAGCAGACGAGCAAGGGAGGCCUAGCAGAGGCAACUCUUGCUGAUGUUGAAGCAUCGCUCGCGGGACUCAUGUCAAUGGGUGGCCGUUUGAGCGCUUCGUUUCCUGCCUUGAAGCCUCUUGACGUCGAAGAGUGGGAGAAGAUAGAGACGGCGCUGCCCCAAAACAGCAUCCUGGAAGAGAGUGCAAGGAUCGAGCCCUAA
This is a messenger RNA of Diaporthe amygdali, 924 nucleotides long. RefSeq lists its product as uncharacterized. The record is from RefSeq and is a predicted model, not a curated record. The coding region runs from base 1 to 924 and encodes 307 amino acids. The transcript has 5 exons. Gene Ontology annotation, molecular function: kinase activity; ATP binding. Lineage: Eukaryota; Fungi; Ascomycota; Sordariomycetes; Diaporthales; Diaporthaceae.